Messenger RNA from Rotaria socialis, 345 nucleotides. Lineage: Eukaryota; Metazoa; Rotifera; Eurotatoria; Philodinida; Philodinidae. The record is from the annotation of a GenBank genome assembly.
AUGUCACGAACAGAUAAUUGGGUUAAAUUGUAUCGAUGGUGGCAAGAACGUUUGAAACCUCAUUUGCAUUCAUCUUCAUCGAGCCUAACUGAACAUGAUCAUCAAAAACGAAGUUCUUUAUUACAUCGUCGUUCGUCACUAAUAUCAUUUCGUUCUUCAAAUAAGUCUGUUGUAACAAAUACUAAAAAGCGCGCUUCAUUUGGCGGUGUUGAAAACGACCAACUGAUGGCUAAUACUAUUAGUAGUGGUGGCUUUCGAUACGUGCGUGACAGCAUUCGUAACAAAAAUUCUCGAACGACACGACCCACAAUGACUGCUGCGAAUCAUAAGAGGUCAGUAUACUGA